This is a messenger RNA of Gavialis gangeticus (Gharial), 1523 nucleotides long. It is a transcript of the gene RNASET2, whose product is annotated as ribonuclease T2. Lineage: Eukaryota; Metazoa; Chordata; Crocodylia; Gavialidae. Gene Ontology annotation, biological process: RNA catabolic process. The transcript is spliced from 12 exons. The record is from RefSeq and is a predicted model, not a curated record. Gene Ontology annotation, molecular function: ribonuclease T2 activity; RNA binding. Bases 347 to 1108 code for a protein of 253 amino acids. Gene Ontology annotation, cellular component: extracellular region.
CCGGCGAGGGCGGAGACUCGGGGGCGGCGCUUGGGUUUGUUGGCGGAAGCAGCUGCGGGCUGGAGGGGACGUGGCUGGGGCUGCGCUUGCGCCUGCUGAGGCCGCCUACAGCUCUCCGUGUCCUGCGGAUACCACGACAGCACGCGGAGGCUGCCUGGGCAUAGGGCAAAGCUGCUCCUGCAGGUCUCCUGCUCUCAUAAUCUCUGGGAUUCUUCUGAGUAGACUUUUCUUGCCCAGACUUAAGUUUGAUUUGCAGUUUGCAUCAUCUGUUUCCCCAAAAUUUGGAGCUUCUACUUGAGGAUUUAGUUGUAGUUGCACAGUGCCUUCCUCUGAAAUUAGAUAUACUAUGAAUAAAAUGAAGCCUUCUAUAUCACACUGUUUGACCCUGGGUUAUUUUUUAAUGUUUUUCUAUUGUGGGUGUACUUCAGCGAAAUUCCUUGAAAGUGACUGCCACCCACAUACUUGGGACAAGUUGAUCCUUGUUCAUCAUUGGCCAGUGACCGUAUGCAAGAUGAAUAUGAAUGACUGUGAUGAUCCCCCACAGUACUGGACAAUCCAUGGAUUAUGGCCAGAUAAAGGAGAAGACUGUAACAGAACAUGGCACUUCAAUGUGAAUGAGAUUGAGGAUCUUCUACCAGACAUGAGACAAUACUGGCCUGAUAUACUUCAUUCAUCUCUAAAUCGCACCCGUUUCUGGAAGCAUGAAUGGGAGAAACAUGGAACCUGUGCAGCCACAAUAGAGCCUCUUAAUUCUCAAAAGAAAUAUUUUGGUAAAGCAUUGGAUCUCUAUCACAAGGUGGACCUCAACAGUUACCUCUUGAAAGUUGGAAUAAAACCAGGCCAUACGUAUUACCAGAUGAGUGCCAUAAAAGAAGCCCUUACAAGUUUUUAUGGAGUGACACCAAAAAUACAGUGCAUUCCUCCAGAAGAGGAUGAAGAUGUGCAAACGAUUGGUCAAAUUGAAUUCUGUUUCACCAAAGAAUUGGAGCUGAGAAACUGCACACACUCGAAGACUAAUUUCUUCUUAAUGCAGAAUGACUUGCAAUUCAGACAUGAGGAGCUGUCUAUCUGUAAUGAUACCCUGACAAGUUACCCUUUAGAGGUUUAAUUUUAAAACUGAAGCAACAAGAGCUUGACAUGUUUUGUUGUAAAUACCUUAAAAGAAAAAAAAGAUCUUGGAAAGCAAUAGAACAGCCCUUUUUCAGUAGGUGAUGAUACUACACUUGCAUAUGUUGCUGGAAUCUUGGAAGCAUUAAUGCUUUUGAAGUACUGCCAGUGGAAAGCGCUUUUCAGUUAGAGGCAAUGGUCAUUCUAAUCUCCAUUACAAAGGUGCUAAUCUAUUUUAAAUUUUAUAAGUAAAUGAGAUAAGAAUAUGGUUCACUUUUUUUAAAAGGAAAGUACGCUUAAAAGUGAGAACUGUGACUUAAAAGUCCAUGGCUUUGUUUCCAAGAAGACUGAUUCUUUAUUUGGCUAUUUUCUUUUGUAUUUGCAAACAGAGCAUGACUUAACCCCUUGGCCCAAAA